Messenger RNA from Drosophila busckii, 5562 nucleotides. RefSeq lists its product as uncharacterized. Gene Ontology annotation, molecular function: glutamate-gated receptor activity. The coding region runs from base 1 to 5562 and encodes 1853 amino acids. The record is from RefSeq and is a predicted model, not a curated record. The transcript is spliced from 7 exons. Gene Ontology annotation, cellular component: membrane. NCBI's taxonomy places the organism in Eukaryota, Metazoa, Arthropoda, Insecta, Diptera, Drosophilidae.
AUGGAGGAGACAAACCUGAAAGUGGUCAGCGCACUGCGUCACGUUAUACAAGAUGUAUUUGCCGAGCUGAGUGCCACCUUAGUAAUCACUCUAAUGGCACCUGAUCAAGUCAUUAACAACUGGUUCGAACUUGUGCUCAUCAAUCUAGUGAGCACCUGGAGUAACUUGGCCGUGCUGUUGCUGCGAGUGGCGCAAUUGUCUGACCACGUAGGUGGUCGCAAAUUCUGUAAUCUACUACUAGUAGACUCCUACGAAUCAUUUCUUUCGGCGAACUUGACAGUGGACAAUAUUGACCACAAUGAUGCCGAGUAUUAUUUUAUAUUUCUGCAGACGCGCGACUGCUGGCAUCAACAUGAAAUGCAGCUGAUCUUCCAGCAUUGCUUGCACUAUUACUGGCUGCAUUGCAAUGUCAUGGUGCAAACGGGGCAGGCCGAGGUGCUAAUCUACACCUACUUUCCAUAUACGGCGACGGAUUGUCGCUCCACGCAACCGGUGCUGGUGAACGUCUAUGAUGGAGAGCGCUGGCUAAAUUCGCGCAUGUUUCCAAACAAACUGCGCCAGCUGCACGGCUGUCCACUAACCGUGUUGCUCUGGCACAUGCCGCCCUUUGUGAAUCUGAGCCCCAAUGGGUGGCAGUCCAGCAGCGGCUUUGAGGUGACGUUGGUGCAGCACUUAGCGGAGCUAAUGAACUUUAACAUUGUGGAGCGAGUGGUGUACACCUCCACUCAGCAGCUGAGCUCGAGCAACAGCAACCGCAGCGCUCAUAAGCCAACGGAUAUACUUGCUAAUCAACUUGCCAAUCUAAGCAUUGGCUGCUUUCGCAGAACAGUAAUAAGGGACGCUAUGCUGACCUCCACAGUGAGCCAUUACUAUGCACCGCUGGUGGGGACACUGGAGCGCAAUCUCUAUCAUCCAGACUACUUGGGCCAUCUGACGUUUCCCUUUCAGUCCUGCGUUUGGCAAUUACUCUUGCUGGCCGUGUGUCUGCAUCUCGGCAUCUACAUGUGGCGCUGGCGCUGGAGCGCUGCGCAGGUGCUGGAGCUGUUGCUGGGCGUGACUGUGUGGCGCUUGCCCCGCUCCUGGCUGCAGCGUAUUAUCUACGCCCACUGGCUCUAUGGCAGCCUGCCGCUGCGCAUUGCCUAUCAGUCCUUGCUAUUUCACUUUAUACGUCUGCAGCUGUUCGAGGGUGUGCCCAGCUCUAUGGAGGAUUUGCUGGACAAAAGCUUUCGUCUGCUCUGCUCCUUCAACACACUGCUGGAGUUGCGAGAAAUGCCACAACUGACACAGCGCAAUAGUAGCUUUAUAAUCAGUGACUCUGGCAGCGAUUGGGACGUCAUGGACCAAUUGCAGCUGCUGAAUGGCACGCGCGUCUUCGCCGCCACAGUGCUGGACGUGGCCACAGCCUAUUUGAUUGCCAACAAGCGCCAACAGCGCUACUAUAGCAUACCACAGUAUAUCAAUCUACAGCAGCUGACAAUGUAUAUGCCCAAGCAUUCCUAUUUCUCCGAACAAUUCAGCACCGUCAUACGGCAGCUCGAUGACCACGGCUUUCUGGUCGCCUGGCAACGCGCCGCCCUCGCAGAGCAGCAAAUUGGCAGCCGCAGGCAUAGCACACACAUGGUGCAGCCGGAAAGCGGCAUUGGCCUAAUACACUUGAGUGGCAUCUUCAAGUUGAUUGCCGCCCUUCACGUGCUCGCUGCACUAGUCCUGCUCACCGAGCUCCUGCUGCACCGCCUGCACAGGCUUCAACUCCAUGCGCAUAACACAUUUUAUCCAAGCGCGCUCGGCAUGAACAUAACGCAGCUGCUGCACACGUACCAGGAGCAGUCCGGGCUGCAGAUGAACCAGAUCAACGAGUUUGUGGCGGGCGCUUUGUUGCAUGUGGUGCACACGCACAUCAUGAGCCUGACCUCAUCGCUGGUGUUGACGCUCUGCUGCCGCAACAAUCACACAUGCAACUUUUACAAUCAAAUGAUGAGCGUGUUGUUUCGUAACUGGGGCAUUGCGCCGCUCCAGGUGGUCACCAUACAGCAGGACAGCACGCCCAGGGAGCGCUAUGUGGCUGGCAGCCGGCACUACAAUAUGAUAUUCACGGACUCCUAUGCGGCGUUCGCCGAGAUCGAUGUGGAGUCGCAUACGCGUGACUACAACCACAACGAGUACUAUUAUAUAUUCCUGCAGGCGCGCGAUCAUCUGCUGAUGAGCGAGAUGCGUCGCAUCUUCCGCCACUGCUGGCGCCAUCAGCUCAUCAAUUGCAACAUUCAGGUGCAAACAGCGGGCGGCGCAAUCAAACUCUAUACGUAUAUGCCCUAUGGACCGCAGGGCUGCGACGAUAUGACGCCGCAGCUGAUUAAUAGCUACAAUGGCAGCUCCAUGGAGCAGCCGCUGCUCUUUCCGCGCAAGCUGCUCAACUUCUACGGCUGUCCACUGCGUGCGGCAAUCUGGCAGAAGCCGCCGUUCAUGCGGCUGCUUGGCGCUGACUCUGACUCAGACGCCGACUCCCAAUCCCAUGCUCGCAUUGUGGGCGGCCUUGAGGGUCGUUUGCUGUUGACCAUUGCGCAGCGUCUGAACACCAGUUUUGAUGUACGCCAGCCGCCAAACGGAACGCUCAGCAGUCUGCCCGAUCGUGCCAUACAGAUGCUACAAACACGUCAUGCGGAGCUUUGUGUGGGAGGCUUGCGUCAAACGGUGGUGCGACGUCUGCUCACCACCUCGACGCAUAGCUAUGCGCAACUCAAUGUGGGCUUUGGUGUGCCGGACGUCAGCUUUGAGCUUGGCUCCUGGGACAUAAUGCUGUAUCCGUAUCCAGCGAUUAUUUGGUUUGCCAUUGCCGGCUUGCUGGCCUUCUGUGCUCUGCUCAAGCUGAGCUUGAAGCGACUGUUGCCCAGUGAUUUUUUUCGGCCCGUCCACUGGCUCAAUAUGCAUCUUAUACUUGUGGGCAUGCCCAUGGUGUCCAUGAACGUGCCACUGUCCGUGUCGCAGUCCAACUCGCGUCGUUUUUUUUGCAUGGUUGUCAUAGUGUUCUCAUUGCUCAUACGCACCAUAUACCAGGGCAUGUUGUAUCAUUUGAUACGCACGCAUCAAUUGAAGCCGCUGCCGCAGUCCUUUGAGCAUCUGGUGGAGCAAAACUAUACGCUGCUGACCACAGUCAAAAUGCGUGAGGUACUCGCCGAAAUUCCCGCCAUGGAGCAGUUGACAAUGAUCACACUGGACGGCAACAAAACCGAGGCGAACGCGCUGGAGCAGCUGGCUGCCACAUUGGCCAGCAAGCGCAAUAGACGCCUUGUGGUGGUCACCACCUUAGACGUGCUCUUCACGUACAACAAGCGGACCAUCAAACGCGCACUCAGCGAUCCAAAUACGCGUGCUGCCCGGACGGGGAUUUUCUACAAGACCAUGCCGCAGGAUCUGAUAAAAAUGCAGCUGAGCAUUUACUUGAGCAAGCACUCCUUUCUGAUUGAUGAACUCAACGAGCAGAUCAUGCUGAUGCAAUCCGUCGGACUUCUCAGCUAUUGGGCCAAUCUGGAGCUUAGCCUUACACCCGUACGGGAAGAUCGCUCGUAUCGACUUUUUAGUCUGCAGGAGUUAAGUGCCAUGUUCAUGCUCAUGGCAUCCGGCCUCAGCUUGGUAAUAAAUUUUAAUCAAUUUUUGCUCUCCUGGGUCGCAAGCGAAUCAAUGCAUAAAAUAGACAGUGCGCAACAUUUGUUCAGUUACUUCAAGGAAAUGCAAGCACUGCUGCUGCUGCUAUUGCUACUGGUGGCGCCACAUUUGGCCGCUCUGCUGCUGUGGCCUAGUGAAGUCGAUGAAACCAACGUUGUGGUGGGAAAACUCAGUGAGGCACUGCAGCUGAUCAUAAGACGCACCUGUGCGGCACACAAUGCCAGCGUAUUCAUUAGCAGCAGCUAUGGCGAGCAGCUGCCAGCGGAACAACAGCAAUUGGUGCGGGAUGUGCUGGACUUGUGGCUGCCACAAGCAGCGACAGAUGCUGCUGUAGUGCCCACUGUGGUGGCGCAACAUUUGGUGGUAGCACUAGGACGGCGGCUGCAGUUGCUGCUCAUAUUCGUGCAGAGUCUGGUGCAGUUGCAAGCAGCGGACGUCAAAGUGUCGACUGUGACCUCCAAGUCCAGGCACAAGUAUCUCAUUGUGCUGCUGCCGGGCGUGGUGUCCAAUGCGCAGCUGGAGAUGAGCAGAAUAUUCGAUUAUCUGCAGCAGGUGCUCUACAAUAUUGAUGUGCUGCUAUUAUGGGUGCCAGACCUUGGAGGUGGAGUGAAGGCCUACAGCUUCUGGCCCUACAGGGCGACGGGCAGGGCGGGCGCACGCUGCGCUGCCUCAACGCCGAUGCGCGUGCCGCUGCGUGCGCCGGAGCUGUAUCCAGUGAAGCUGCACAACCUGCAGGGCUGUCCCUUGCAUGUGAUUGUUUGGCACAUACCGCCCUAUGUGGAGUUGUUGCCUGGGAGCGCGCAACUCGAGGGCUUGGAUGCGGAUCUGCUUAAGGUGUUGGCGCACAAGCUCAACUUCAGUCUGGCGCUGGUGGACAACGAGCCGCCCACGCUGCUGGGCGGCUCCACCUACAUGAACGGCAGCUUCACCGGCGCCUAUAAGAUGCUGCGCGAACGUCGCGCCAACUUGACGCUGGGCAGCGCUGCCUGCACGCCGGCGCGACGCAAGUUUCUGGCCAGCACGGUGCCCUAUAUGCAAAUGGAGUACGUGCUGGUGCUGCGCAAGGCGGAGUCGUAUAGCAGCUACCAGAUCAUGCUGUUCCCCUUCGAUGGCUACACCUGGCUGCUGCUGCUCGGCCUCUAUCUGCUGCGUCUGCUGCUGCGGCUUUGUCUUGGACGCCAGGCGGCUGCAUCUCUGCCUGCGCCACUGCGUCUGGGCUGGCAUCUGUUGGUGUUUCUGCUCUGCUUGAGCUACGAGAGCUCCAUCUUUGAGUUUGUGCACAAUGCGCCGAGGCGGCCAUUGCCGCUGGAUCUGGAGCAGGCGCUGCGCGAGGGCUACAGCUUCAUCACCGAUCAUGCCACUCACCGCAUGACCGAGACGCUGCCGCUGCUCAAUGCGCACACUGCGAUUGUGCCUGGCCAGCCGGUAGAUGUUUUCGAGCACCUGCUGCUCACACCCAGGGGCAGCCGCAUUGGCGCCUUCUCCAGCAACGCCUUUCUCGCCUAUCAUCUCACCAAGCAUGUAAAGCAGCGCCUGGAGUUUGUCAGGAUCGCCAAGAAGGUGCUGGACAGCAUGAAUUGCAUAUACCUGCCAGCUGGCUCCUACCUGGCGCCCCUGCUCGACACUCUGCUCUUCGAUCUGCGCUCCUUUGGCAUCACCCAAAAGCUCUCCAAGCGCAUCAACUGGCGCACCCUGCCGCCCACCACGGCUGCCCUAAGUCGCGCCGCCCGUCGCAAGGCCGCCCAUGCCGACAGAUCCAACGAGUCCAAGCGUUUCAUUCAUGCCACGCUCAACUGUCUGCUCAUCGCCGAGUCCAUCACCAUUGCCAUCUUUGCUCUGGAGUGCCUCAGUCAGUGGCACCGCCUGCGUUGGCUAGCUCGCCUCUUUCAAAGUCUAAUCUAA